Molecule: messenger RNA, 2076 nt
Organism: Purpureocillium lilacinum
Lineage: Eukaryota; Fungi; Ascomycota; Sordariomycetes; Hypocreales; Ophiocordycipitaceae
Biological process (GO): DNA-templated transcription
Molecular function (GO): zinc ion binding; DNA binding
Source: RefSeq, a predicted model, not a curated record
AUGUCCGCGCCUGCGCCCGCCUCCGCCGCCGCCGCCGCGGCUCCGGCCCGCAAGGUCAAGUUUGUGGCGUCGGAUCCGACCCGCGGCGGCCUGCCCGUGAAGCGCAAGCAGGUCCAGCAGGCGUGCGCCUCGUGUCGUCGCAAAAAGAGGCGCUGCAUCCACGCCGAGGGCGCCGUCGUCGAUGAGUCGGUCGUCGCCCACGAGGACCAGCAUCGCGGGGGCCACGACUCAUCUCCGUCUCAUUCCUCGCCCGCCACCGCGCCGUCCGUCCCGACGCCCCGGGUGCGCGCCGCGAACCUGCAUGCCUCCGGUGACGAUGCCGCCGCCGCCGCGCCGCCGCCGGGCUCGCUCACGUAUGGCGACGUCGCCGCCGCGUCCAGGCCCCAGCAGCCCGCUCGCAACGGCGACUCGACGACGCCGCAGUCGUCCCGCUUCGUCGGCGACCUCAACCCCGAGGGCAUGUUCCUCGAGGCCACGGCGUCCACCUCGGCCGCCCAGCAGUCGCAAAAGGGCGACGUCGGCAUCUGGCUCUCGUCGGCCGCCAUGGGCAUCACCGGCCAGCCGUCCCAGUUCAUCACGUCGCGCCCGCCCGCCGUCAUGGACCGCUUCCUGCUGCCCUUUGUCCGCGAGCACUGCCUCUCCAGCCUGCCGCCCGAGGACGACUUUUUGCGCUUCCGGGACGUGUUUGUGCAGAAAAUCCACCCCAUCUUCCCCGUCGUGCCGGAAGCCGUGCUCAACGGGCGCUUCAAGAACCCCUGCCACAUUGUGCUGCGGCAGCUCAUCUGUCUGGCCGCCGGCGCCGACCCCGAAAUGUCCCAACACCUCCACCUCCAGAACAAGGGCUCCACGCUCCUCUCGCCGCAGGAGUUCUCCCAGUCCAUAUCCUCGGCGGUCCGAGCCAUCCUCGAGACCAGCAUCAUCACCGACCGGGUCCUGCACAUCCAGGCCCUCAUCAUGUUGUCGCUGUAUACGCAGCCGACGUGCCCCGAAGAGGCCGACCUGCCCGCGCAGCUCGGCGGCCGCGCCAUCCACCACAUCCAAACCUUGGGCCUGCACCUCCUCCGGUACGACGCGCCCAACUGCGACGACCUCAACAACCUCUUUUGCGCCGUGUGGGCGCUGGACCGCAUCAACGCCGCAGUCUACGGCCGCCCGUGCCUCAUCCACGAGCGCGACAUUGGUGCGGACCUGGAGGCGUGCAUCCGGAAGCGCCCGCCCUGUUUCCGGCUGUUCCUGUCUGUCGUGCAGUGGCUGGACCAGGUCGUCGAGCUGUACCGCCCGGGGCCCAGCGCAGAGGCCUCGGGUCUGGAAAAGAUUGCGUACAUUGACCUGCCCGUCUUGGAGGCCAUGAUUGUGAAUGCCGACGCACUCAAAGUGCCGUCUCCUCUGAUCGCAACCAUCGAAACAUUCUACCACGCCGUCAUCAUCCUGUCGUGUCGCCUCCCCCGGCCGGGAACGGUCCCCGCCGCGUCGACGCUGCCCCCGCCGUCGGCAAACGCGCGCCGCUCGCUCGCCGCCGAGCGCAUCGCAUGUGCCGUGCCGCGGGACCACCUCAGCCCCAUGCCCUUUGUCCCGUACGCCGUGUCGCUCGCGCUGAGCGUCGAGUACCGCAAGAUGCGCCACAGCCGGCUGCCCAUGUUCCGCGCCCGGUCGAUGAACGCCUUUCGGCGGAACUGCGAGAUGCUGCGCCAGUUUGGCAACCAUUUCUGGAGCGCCAACGUCGUCGCCGGGCUCGGCGAGCGCGUCCUCAAAGAGAUGGAGCGGGCGGCGACGACCCUGACGAGGGAGGCGAGCCCGUUGCCCGAUGCGGGAACCAAGACGCCGUCGCAGGGACCGGAGAAUGAGUCGAAUCGCCAGCCUGGCAUGGUCAUGGGUGGCAGCCUCGCCGCCAUGAACUCUGCGGUUGCCAUGGACAAUACGGUCGAUUUUUCCCUCAUCGACGCGAUAUCGGGGCAGGACGUGUUUGGGCACAUUGACCCCAACUUUAACCUCGACGCCGUCGAGGACGCACUCGAGGCCAAUCUCGACAUUGGGCUGCCUCUGAACUGGGGCGACUGGGGGCAGUUUGCGACUUGA